Emericellopsis atlantica is the source of this 801-nucleotide messenger RNA. RefSeq names its product Frag1/DRAM/Sfk1. The coding region runs from base 1 to 801 and encodes 266 amino acids. Lineage: Eukaryota; Fungi; Ascomycota; Sordariomycetes; Hypocreales; Bionectriaceae. The record is from RefSeq and is a predicted model, not a curated record. The transcript has 3 exons. Gene Ontology annotation, cellular component: plasma membrane.
AUGGCCGUCCGCGGUGUGAUCUCGUACUGGUGGCUACCGAUAUUUCCCGCCUGCGUGUGGUUGGGCAUGCUGCUCGGGAUGCUGCUGUGGUGGUUCGUGACCGUGGACAUGGACCGCAGCCGGCUGCCCUCGCUCGACCGCGACAUGUAUCUGCCCUACAUCAGCGACAUUGGCGCCUUUACGCUCAAGCCCCUGUUCAUCGCCGGCUCCGUCGUCACCACGGUCACGUUCGACCUGUCCUUUGCCGCCGAGCGCUGGCUGCGGCACAAGGGUCGCCUGGUGCCCAACCAGACCGUCCUGGAAAAGGUGCUCGUGGUCCUGACCAUUCUCUUUGCCGUUGUCGGCACCGUGGGCCUCAUCUGCCUCAGCAUCUUCGACACGUACCGCCACCCCAAGCUGCAUGAUAUGUUCCUGCUCCUCUUCAUCGGCGGCUAUCUCAUCUCGGCCAUCUUCAUCUGCUGGGAGUACCAGCGCCUGGGCAUCCAACACCGCGAGCACCGUGUCCUCCGCGCCUCGUUCUGGGUCAAGCUCACCUUCAUCUUCCUCGAACUCGGCCUGGCCAUUGCCUUUGGCGUCCUCACCUUCACCGACAGGAAGAACAUUGCCGCCUACUUUGAGUGGAUCAUUUCCCUCAUCUUCACAUUCUACGUCCUGUCCUUUGUCAUCGACCUGUGGCCCGCGCGCCGGACAAAGAGCCGCAGCAUGCGUUUCCAGAAGCCCACGAGCCCGCGGGAGAUGGAGGAGAGCGAGGCCAGUUUGCCGGGUCGGGUGCACGGCCCCAACACCAAUGGCCACUUUUAA